ACGUCAGUAGUCCGGUACCAAAGAUAUGGGUCGCUAUCUGUGUGUGCGUCCAAUUGUUUUUUCAAGAAUAAUCAUAAUUCCGUUAUUGUUUAUCAAAGUUUUACGAUUCAUGGAAAAUAUUUUUUUUUAAAUAUUCAUCAUAAAACUGAUAUUGUACUCAGAUUUUCGUGAAUAACCCGCCUUUCAUAUUAUUAUUAUAAAUUAGGGAUACCCAUACUUGGUGGCCCAUAAAUACUAAAAGUUACGAAUUCAACUUUCUCAGAUCCAGAACAGAAGCAAAUCAAAUGUUAAAUUGAAUUUACUUUAAAAAUGGCAGUUCUGUUGGAAACAACAGUUGGUGAUCUCGUUGUUGAUUUAUAUCCGGAAGAAAGACCAAGAUGUUGCUUAAACUUCUUGAAGCUUUGCAAGAUCAAGUAUUUCAACUUUAGUUUGCUUCACUCCAUUCAGAGGAACUUCAUGGCUCAGACUGGAGAUCCAACAGGAACUGGGAAAGGUGGUGCUUCUAUCUUCAGUAAGCUGUAUGGGGAUCAGGCCAAGUACUUUGAAAUGGAGAACAACCCAAGGAUCAAACAUAAGAAGAAAGGGGCCUUAUCCAUGGUCAACAAUGGAGAAAACAUGCACGGAUCACAGUUUUUCUUCACACUGGCUGAGGACCUGGACUACCUUGACGGCCAACACACAGUGUUCGGCGAGGUAACGGAAGGGUUUGAUGUUCUAGAGAAGAUCAAUGAAGCAUUCUGUGACAAGGAGAAUCGACCUUACCAAGAUAUCAGAAUCAGUCACACCAUAGUGUUAGACGACCCAUUUGAUGAUCCGGAAGGACUUGAGAUACCAGACCGAUCACCUGAGCCCACUAAAGAACAGCUGGCGAGUGUACGCAUCGGUGCGGACGAAGAGAUCGAAGACGACAAAGGAAAGAGCAAGGAAGAGGUGGAAGGCGAAGAGAAAAAGAAAGAUGCCAAAGCCAAUGCGCAGAUCCUAGAAAUGAUCGGUGAUUUGCCUGAUGCAGACAUGAAGCCUCCAGAAAAUGUCCUCUUUGUUUGUAAGCUGAAUCCCCUUACGACAUCAGAAGAUCUGGAAAUCAUUUUCUCCAGAUUUGGAAAAAUCUCCAGUUGUGAAGUGAUCAAAGACAAGGUGACUGGAGACUCACUCAGCUAUGCCUUCAUUGAAUUUGAAAGGGAGGAAGACUGUGAAGAAGCAUACUUCAAGAUGGAUAAUGUUCUCAUCGAUGAUCGUCGGAUUCAUGUCGACUUCAGCCAGUCUGUAGCCAAACUCAAAAUGGGACCAUCAGGUCCAGUGAUACCUCAGACAGGCGGAGAAAGCUCUAAAUAUGCCAUAAAGGACUCAAAGAGCAAGCAAUCACAGAAGUAUGGUUUAGUGCUUGAUGAGGACGACAAUUAUGGAGGUCAAAAGAGGUCUUAUCAAAAGAAGCAAAGGAGAUAUUCAUCUGAAAGUGACAGUGAAAAUGAAAGGCACAGAAAUAAAUCCAAAAAGAAGGAGAAGAGAGAUACAAAGCGGGACAGUUCCUCUGAAGAAUCUUCCAGACGGAAGAGACAGAAAGAUAGGAGAGGAGACUCAAGUUCCUCGGAAGAUGACAGAAAACGGAGAAGAAAGGAGAAAAGAGCAAGGGACGACUCAGAGAGCGAGGAUGACAGGAGAAAAGAACGGUCUAAAGCAAGGCAUCAUAAGGCGGCGUCGGGGUCAUCGGACGAUGAGAGGUAUUCAAGACGGAGGACGGGUCGCGAUAGAUCCAGAGAAGAUAGAUCCAGGGAGGAUGGUCGAGAGAGAGAUGAAGAAAGAAGAAGGAAAGAUGGAAGAAGGGAGAAGGAUAGAUACAGCGGAAGGGGUGGAGACAGAGAUGACAGGUACAGGGAGCAAAACAGGGAAAAAUAUAGAGAAAGAAAUAGGGAUAGGUGAUUAAUCACAGCAUUUUUUGGUUAUUUUAUAGUGUUUUUGUGUGUUUUUUUCUCAACCCUAGACCUGGGAAUAUUUGAAUAUCCAAAUUAUUCAAAAGCUUAUUGAUGAUUGAAAAUAAGAAUACUGCUUUUUUAAUAUUGGUCAUAUAUUAAAUACACUGUAGCACUUGAUCAUUCAGGUCAAAACCUACAGUAACCACCCCCUACACACUAUGAAAUACAGGGUCUGUUGAUCAGUUGAAAAAAAUCACUUAUUUUUUUAGAUAUGAUAGCAAACUCCUCCCAUACAUGUAGUAUUCUUCACAUUUCUCAUACAGCUUUGUGCCUCCAUGAUAGACAUCACAUAGAGAACAUGCGUCAUCCAGGCCAUGGUAUUUGCCAGCUUUGUUAACUUAUUUCUUUGUAAAAUAAAAAUAAAGAUUGACAGACAAAUAUUAGGUCAAAAUGGAAUGAACAACGACAA
This is a messenger RNA of Lytechinus pictus (painted urchin), 2379 nucleotides long. RefSeq names its product peptidyl-prolyl cis-trans isomerase-like 4. Gene Ontology annotation, cellular component: nucleus. Gene Ontology annotation, biological process: protein peptidyl-prolyl isomerization. The coding region runs from base 310 to 1917 and encodes 535 amino acids. Gene Ontology annotation, molecular function: peptidyl-prolyl cis-trans isomerase activity; RNA binding. Lineage: Eukaryota; Metazoa; Echinodermata; Echinoidea; Temnopleuroida; Toxopneustidae. The transcript is spliced from 13 exons. The record is from RefSeq and is a predicted model, not a curated record.